Molecule: messenger RNA, 1758 nt
Organism: Odocoileus virginianus texanus
Lineage: Eukaryota; Metazoa; Chordata; Mammalia; Artiodactyla; Cervidae
Gene: BPNT2
Product: 3'(2'), 5'-bisphosphate nucleotidase 2
Biological process (GO): skeletal system development; phosphatidylinositol phosphate biosynthetic process
Cellular component (GO): endomembrane system
Molecular function (GO): 3'-nucleotidase activity
Source: RefSeq, a predicted model, not a curated record
AUGGCCCCCAUGGGCAUCCGCCUGUCCCCGCUGGGGGUGGCCGUGUUCUGCCUGCUGGGGCUCGGCGUGCUCUACCACCUCUACUCGGGCUUCCUGGCCGGCCGCUUCAGCCUUUUCGGCCUGGGCGGCGAGCCGGGCGGCGGGGCGGCGGGUCCCGCGGCCUCGGCCGACGGGGGCACGGUGGACCUGCGCGAGUCGGACGACAAGAUGACCAGCGGGGACGUGCUGUCCAACCGCAAGAUGUUCUACCUGCUCAAGACCGCCUUCCCCAGCGUGCAGGUGGGCGCCGCGGCCGACGGGGGCACGGUGGACCUGCGCGAGAUGCUGGCCGUGUCGGUCCUGGCGGCCGUGCGCGGCGGCGAGGAGGUGCGGCGCGUACGCGAGAGCAACGUCCUCCACGAGAAGUCCAAGGGGAAGACGCGCGAGGGGGCGGACGACAAGAUGACCAGCGGGGACGUGCUGUCCAACCGCAAGAUGUUCUACCUGCUCAAGACCGCCUUCCCCAGCGUGCAGAUCAAUACGGAGGAACAUGUGGAUGCAGCUGAUCAGGAGGUGAUCUUGUGGGAUCGGAAGAUUCCUGAGGACAUCCUAAAGGAAAUAGCCACUCCCCAGGAGGUGCCGGCAGAGAGCGUCACCGUCUGGAUUGACCCACUGGAUGCCACGCAGGAAUACACGGAGGAUCUUCGGAAGUAUGUUACUACUAUGGUGUGUGUGGCUGUAAAUGGUAAACCUGUGCUAGGAGUAAUACAUAAGCCAUUUUCUGAAUAUACAGCCUGGGCGAUGGUAGACGGUGGGUCAAAUGUGAAAGCCCGCACUUCUUACAAUGAGAAGACCCCAAGGAUUGUCGUGUCUCGCUCGCAUUCAGGAAUGGUCAAACAGGUGGCUCUUCAGACUUUUGGAAACCAGACUACGAUCAUCCCAGCGGGUGGAGCUGGUUAUAAAGUUUUAGCACUCUUGGAUGUGCCUGAUAAGAGUCAAGAAAAAGCUGAUCUAUAUAUCCAUGUGACAUACAUCAAAAAGUGGGAUAUCUGUGCUGGCAACGCCAUCUUGAAAGCCCUCGGGGGGCACAUGACCACCCUGAGUGGUGAAGAAAUUAGCUACACUGGUUCCGACGGUAUUGAAGGGGGGCUUCUGGCCAGCAUCAGGAUGAACCACCAGGCUCUGGUCAGAAAGCUCCCAGAUCUGGAAAAGACGGGACAUAAGUAAGCCAAGCUGACGACAGGUCACAGCCCACCUGGAGCUGAACGGUUGGCCUGACGUGCUGAGGCUUCAAAGCAGCGGUGGAGACUAUGCAUGGUUUAGGCCAUCCCGAACUUUUUAAAGUAUUUAUGAAGCAUCUGAGACUUCUUUUCCCUGUAAUAGGAUGCAGGAUCAGGGAGAAUGGGUUGCUUCGUGUCUCAAGUAUUGUCUUUAUUUUUGAGACUAUUUUCGUACGGUUGUCAUACACAAGGCGCGUAUAUAUAUAUAUUUGUGAAUUAAAAUCUAUAGCUGAGUCUACAUUGUUAUGAGUCACCGUUUUCACACAAUAUCAUGAAUCUUCAGUUUGUUAAUACUUUCAUAUAGAAUUGGGCUGAAGAAAGGAUUGUUUUGUGUAGGUGUUUAAUACUACUAUAUAGUUAUAUCUCAUUGAAAAUAAAAUAAUUGGGGGUUUUUACCCCUAAUUCAGAUAGAAAGCACAAGAAGCUGCAAAUUCAUUAAUAUGCAACAAAUUCUCUGUUACCGAAUAUUUCUUAUGGAUUAAAAUAGAAAAAGCUUAAA